Lecanosticta acicola is the source of this 292-nucleotide messenger RNA. The record is from the annotation of a GenBank genome assembly. NCBI's taxonomy places the organism in Eukaryota, Fungi, Ascomycota, Dothideomycetes, Mycosphaerellales, Mycosphaerellaceae.
AUGGAGACUGAAGAAUAUCGGAAUGGUGCGAUUUCUCUGGUCGGCGAUGACCUGACUGACCGUGGACGAAGCUGCGAAGAGCCUGAAGGAGAUGACGGGAAAUGAGAUACCGACGACUUAUCCCUUCAUCAUAGUCAUUCUGAAGUGGUUACUGAGUGAGAAAGUGAGCAUUAUGUUCGACUGGUUCAGGACCGACGGGUACGGGGCGAAUUUGCCGGAGCUGAAGAAGCGGUAUCCGUCGCUGAAAGAUCUCAGACAGUGCUUGGAUGAGGACAGUGCCUGGAAAAAGUAG